AAGUACGAUUUUUUUCUUUAAAAAUAAAAAACCUGGAGAAUCAGCAGAACAACAACAAAAAAAAAAGGCUGCUGAUUUAUAUCUGAAUUCUUCUUCUCUCAUCCCAGAGCUGUCAUUGCUCAGGUGAUUCCCUUCUCAGAGUUUAACUGAAAAAUAUUGAUUGUUUGUAGAAGAAUGGCAGCUGCCAAGACGGAGAUGCUUCUAUCUCCUCUGCAAAUAUCAGAUCCUCUGUGCAAUUUCCCCCACUCCCCAAUGGAUAACUACCCAAAGCUGGAAGAGAUGAUGCUCCUCAAUCCAGGAGGGACACAGUUUUUAAGUCCCUCUGUACCGGAGACCACUGGCUUUGGCUCUGGGGAACCUGGAGACCAAUAUGAACAGUUGACUGGAGAUACAUUUACUGAUAUCUCCAUGAAUGGUGACAAGUCUUUGGCUGAGCCAAGUUACCCCAACCAGACCUGCAGGCUGCCUCCAAUCUCCUACACUGGGCGCUUCACUCUAGAACCUGCAAAUUGCAGCAACAGCCUGUGGGCAGAACCUUUCUUCAGCCUGGUCAGUGGACUGAUGGGAAUGGCAAACUCACCCACCACCUCCACUCCAUCCUCAUCUCCCUCGUCCUCAGCAUCCCAGAGUCCUACAAUGAGCUGCUCCAUCCAGCACAGUGAGCCCAACCCCAUCUACUCAGCAGCUCCAACCUACUCCAGCGCCAGUUCUGACAUCUUCUCUGACCAGUCCCAGACCUUCUCCAGCCAGGUCAGCAGCUCCAUCCAGUACCCUCCACCAGCGUACCCCAUCACCAAGACCGGCACCACAAACUUUUCAGUGCCCAUGAUCCCAGACUACCUCUUCCCACAGCAGCAAGCCGAUGUCUGCCUGGACCAGAAACCCUUCCAGAAUCUGGAGAACCGAAACCCACAGCCUUCCCUCACACCUUUGUCCACCAUCAAGGCCUUUGCCACCCAGACAGGUUCUCAAGACCUGAAGAACACCUACCAGUCCCAGCUGAUCAAGCCCAGCAGGAUGAGAAAAUACCCGAAUCGCCCCAGCAAGACCCCUCCCCAUGAGAGGCCCUAUGCUUGCCCUGUGGAGACUUGCGACAGGAGGUUCUCCCGCUCCGAUGAGCUGACCAGACACAUCCGUAUUCACACAGGGCAGAAGCCCUUCCAAUGCCGCAUCUGCAUGAGGAACUUCAGCCGCAGUGAUCACCUGACCACCCACAUCCGCACUCACACCGGAGAAAAGCCCUUUGCCUGUGAAAUCUGUGGCCGCAAGUUCGCCCGCAGUGACGAGAGGAAGAGGCACACCAAGAUCCACUUGCGGCAGAAGGAGAAGAAGGCAGAGAAGGUAAUUCCAGUCUCAGCUCAGUCUUCAGUCUCCAGCUACCCCUCUCCAAUAACGUCCUACCCCUCUCCAGUCUCCUCUUACCAAUCUCCAGUACCCUCCUGCUACUCCUCUCCCAUGCACAACUCCUACCCCUCCCCGUCAGUGGCUACCUCCUACCCCUCAGUAACUACCCCCUUCCAGAGCCAGGGAGCCUCUACCUUCCCCACAAACAUUUACAGCUCACCUGUCGCCACUCCUCUGUCAGAUAUGCAGUCAACUCUCUCUCCAAGGACAAUUGAAAUCUGCUAAGAUGAUCAAAUGACUUUUCCACACGCACUUUCCGUGUGCAUUCUUAAGGUACCUGAAGAGUAAAGGCUAGGACUAUUAAAAAAUAAAUUAAAAAAAACACAAAAAAAACCUCAGAGAGUUAAAAGAAAAUGAGCAACAUAAUCAGCACUUCAGAAAGAAGUGUUCCAAAUGACUUUAAACAGCAACUGGCACUUAAAGCUUAAGAUCUUUAGAAUCUCUCUCACUCUCUUGCCCCAACUCAAGGACAGUCUGCAGAUCUGAGACAAUCGGAUCAACCACAAAAAGACUUUGAUAAUAUACAUAAACUAUAUGUAUAUUGUACAUGUGCCAUGUUUCGUUUAUCAUUCUUUGGUACUAUUGAUGUGAAAACUUAUUUGCAUAUCUACAUUGUAUUAUUUGAAGUUAACAGGGCCAUAUUUUAUAAAUAUUUUUCUCUUUUCUGUCGUGAUGAUGCUGUGAUGAGUUUUGAAUUUGUUUGGAAAGCACUUAAGUGUUCAAAGCAUGUGUAGGAGUGAUGCUCCUUUAUAUUAUUUGUAAAUAUCACCCACUGCCACUCUCACAUGUGGCAAAAAAACAAAAAAAAACAAGUUCUGUUUUAAAAGUUUUCAAACGUUUUGGUGCCUUUUGUGAAGCCUUGCUGACGUUUUGACACAGAGUUGUGUAAAUGGAUGCUUUGCAUCUAGCCUUAAGGUGAAAGGGAUUUAUUUACGAAUGUAAAAGGGAUUUCAAGAGAUGGAACAAUAACAAAAAUAAUUAUUUGAAGGCACAGCUUCAUUUCUUUAGAAUGUAAGCAAAAAAUCUCAAAAGUAUAUUUUUGUAACUAAAAUGUAAAUAUCUCUCUAUAUUCAGGAGUUGGAAUGUUGUAGUUACCUACUGAGUAGGCAUGGAUCUUGUAUGUUAUUAACAUGCAGUCAUUAUUUUGUGGUUAUUUUUAUUUUGUAAUUGUGUUUGUUAAACCAAGUGACUGUUUCUGGCUUCAAAACACAUUGAAUGCGCUUUACUGCCAAUGGGAUAUUUGGUGUACAAGAUAUCCUUACAGAGAAGAAAUAUAAAUGGAAUAAAAAUAUAAAUAUA
This is a messenger RNA of Polyodon spathula (Mississippi paddlefish), 2703 nucleotides long. RefSeq names its product early growth response protein 1-like. Gene Ontology annotation, biological process: regulation of transcription by RNA polymerase II. The record is from RefSeq and is a predicted model, not a curated record. The coding region runs from base 175 to 1629 and encodes 484 amino acids. The transcript is spliced from 2 exons. Gene Ontology annotation, molecular function: DNA-binding transcription factor activity, RNA polymerase II-specific; RNA polymerase II cis-regulatory region sequence-specific DNA binding. NCBI's taxonomy places the organism in Eukaryota, Metazoa, Chordata, Actinopteri, Acipenseriformes, Polyodontidae.